AUGCCAACAGCAACAGCUCCAGCACCCCUCCCCCCCUCCUUCAACGCCUACCGCACCCUAGGCCUAGCGCCGCACCCCGCGCCCCCGCCCGACGCCCAAGCCCUCAAAGCCGCGUACCGCCGCGCGCUGCUGGCGUGCCAUCCUGAUAAGGCUCACGGUCUCACCCCUACAGAUGCUCGCGAACUCGCCACAAUCGACGACAUAACACUCGCGUACCGUACGCUCUCGACGCCCUCGCUCCGCGCCGAGCACGAUCGCGCACUGCGUCUGCGGUGCAGCGCAACAACAAACAACAACAACAACAACAACAACAACAACAACGGCGCAGCAGCAGGCGAGGCUGACCACGCGCGCCUGGGCCUCGAGCUCGUCGACCUCGACGAUAUGGCGUUCGAUGAGGGGAAGGGCGUGUGGUGGCGCGGGUGUCGGUGCGGCGAGGAGCGCGGGUUUGUGGUUGGCGAGGGGGAGCUCGAGGAGGGCGUCCUUGAUGGGGAUGCGGGCGUGGGAGAGGUGUUGGUUGGCUGUGGGGGGUGUAGUUUGUGGGUUAGGGUUGGGUUUGGUGUUGAGGUUGAGGGGGAGGGGGAGGGGGAGUGA
This is a messenger RNA of Aplosporella prunicola CBS 121167, 594 nucleotides long. RefSeq lists its product as uncharacterized. The record is from RefSeq and is a predicted model, not a curated record. Lineage: Eukaryota; Fungi; Ascomycota; Dothideomycetes; Botryosphaeriales; Aplosporellaceae. The transcript has a single exon. Gene Ontology annotation, molecular function: metal ion binding. The coding region runs from base 1 to 594 and encodes 197 amino acids. Gene Ontology annotation, biological process: protein histidyl modification to diphthamide.